Molecule: messenger RNA, 444 nt
Organism: Oppiella nova
Lineage: Eukaryota; Metazoa; Arthropoda; Arachnida; Sarcoptiformes; Oppiidae
Source: the annotation of a GenBank genome assembly
AUGACACUCACUUAUUAUUACAUAUUACAAGGACAACUGGACAACCUACUUAAGGCGGGUGCUUGUAGUAACGCGGCAAAUACCCAGGUGAAUAAAUGUUACACACAAUUGAUCGAUAAGUACCUAGAGUGCAUACCGCGCGAUGUACAGGGUGUCCAAAAGUGUACGCCUAUUGCCGUGGAUAGUAUGCUGGGAUUUAUUAAGUCAAUGACUGGCAAUAUUAUAGACAUGUUUUGCUCGGAUUAUACCGAGGGUUCAGAUAAGUGCGAAAAGCUAGAAAAACCUCCGAAAAAGUUAAAAUCUCAACGCAGGGCCAAAUCGUUUGCAAUACCAAUGAUCGAUGACUGCUCUGAGACCCCGCAGUUGUUAGGCUUACUCCUGGCGAUCCUGAUAUACCCACCCUCUCCCCACUUUGUGCCCCAACUGUUCACUCAAAACAAAUAA